Periophthalmus magnuspinnatus is the source of this 1204-nucleotide messenger RNA. RefSeq names its product SKI8 subunit of superkiller complex (gene skic8). Gene Ontology annotation, cellular component: Cdc73/Paf1 complex. The coding region runs from base 156 to 1073 and encodes 305 amino acids. The record is from RefSeq and is a predicted model, not a curated record. NCBI's taxonomy places the organism in Eukaryota, Metazoa, Chordata, Actinopteri, Gobiiformes, Gobiidae. The transcript has 11 exons. Gene Ontology annotation, molecular function: protein binding.
GGAAGACAAAGCGGAAGUGACGUAGUUUGUUUAUGAUGGCGGCUCUGCUGUGAAUGAAAAGCUAGAAACCCGUGAAUCUUUGAAUAAAACUAGAAAUAACAAUAAUUAAGCUUGAUCAAACUGAAGUGGCUUGAGUUAUCACCAGGACCAAAACAAUGAGCACUCAAUACAGUAUACUUUUCAAACAAGAACAUGCCCACGACGAUGCCAUUUGGACGGCAGCUUGGGGGAAAAGUGAAGCAGAUGGAUCAGAGACUAUCGUCACGGGGUCUCUGGAUGACAUGGUGAAAGUCUGGAAAUGGUCUGAUGAGAAGCUGGAGCUGCAGUGGACUCUGGAGGGGCAUCAGCUCGGGGUGGUCUCUGUCGACAUCAGUCACAAUGGAGCCAUCGCUGCCUCCAGCUCUUUAGAUGCUCACAUCCGCCUCUGGGAUCUGGAGUCAGGCAAACAGAUCAAGUCUAUGGACGCCGGACCAGUUGAUGCAUGGACAGUCGCCUUCUCUCCAGACUCCAAACACAUUGCCACAGGAAGUCAUCACGGAAAAGUCAACAUUUUUGGUGUCGAGAGUGGCAAGAAAGAAUAUUCUCUGGACACAAGAGGGAAGUUCAUUCUCAGUAUAGCAUAUAGUCCAGAUGGGAAGUAUUUGGCCAGUGGAGCCAUUGACGGGAUCAUUAACAUUUUCGACAUUGCCACAGGAAAACUGCUCCACACGCUGGAAGGUCACGCCAUGCCCAUCCGCUCCCUCACCUUCUCCCCAGACUCUCAGCUCCUGGUCACAGCCUCAGACGACGGCUACAUCAAAAUCUAUGAUGUACAACAUGCUAAUCUUGCCGGCACUCUGAGUGGACAUGGAUCGUGGGUUCUUAAUGUAGCCUUUUCACCCGACGACACACACUUUGUCUCCAGCUCAUCUGAUAAAAGUGUGAAAGUUUGGGAUGCCAGCUCCAGAGCCUGUAUCAACACUUUCUUUGACCAUCAAGACCAGGUUUGGAGUGUGAAGUACAACAGCACAGGCUCAAAGAUCAUCUCUGCAGGAGACGACCGCUCCAUCCACAUCUAUGACUGCCCCAUGUGACACAGGCGGCUCAGCAAAUGCCACCAAACCAGAGGCUUUUUGGAGAGAAAGCUGUUCAUGUUUGACAGAUCCAGUUCAUGUGUUGGGAUGUUUUGCACUGGCCCCAUUUGGUCAAAUAAAGUUUUUCUUUU